This is a messenger RNA of Blastomyces dermatitidis ER-3, 2841 nucleotides long. RefSeq lists its product as uncharacterized. The transcript has 7 exons. Lineage: Eukaryota; Fungi; Ascomycota; Eurotiomycetes; Onygenales; Ajellomycetaceae. Bases 1 to 2841 code for a protein of 946 amino acids. Gene Ontology annotation, molecular function: ATP binding; ATP hydrolysis activity. The record is from RefSeq and is a predicted model, not a curated record.
AUGCACGCCAAAACCUCUCACGUCUCGCAACCAGCUCCCUUACCAGAUUUGUGUUCACCCCAGUGCGUGCUUAACCCCAACCAUUUCUCCGACUUUAUGGAUACCAACGCGGUUAUCGAUCUCGUCCACGAGGUGCAGGGCCAGCUCUGGGUCGACAAGGUGAACGAGACUCACAGAACAGGCCGACUCUGCCGGUGGGUGUCGACUUUCCAUCCCCACAAUCUUCCCUGUCAACUCGACGGCACCUUUCACCAUGGUGCAUUUAAUGCCGGCAUGAAGAUGGUCUUCAGCGACGGCACUGCCUGGAUGAUCCGUUUCCCUCGUGUAGGGAUGGUCAGUGACAAUUACGCCGACGAGAAGGUUGCCAUGGAGGUGACCGCCCUGAGUCUUAUUCGUAACAAAACUACCAUUCCUGUCCCCAGAGUCCAGGCAUGGGGUGUUGCUGCCGGCAACCCACUUGGUUUGGGUCCGUUUAUUAUGAUGGACUUUAUCAACGGUGUGAGCCUCAGCGACCUUCUCAAUAAUCCCAAUGCCGAGCGCCCUACUAGACUCAUGAGGGAGGAUAUCAAUGAUAGUGAUAUUGAAAUUAUCUACCGGCAAUUGGUGAAUUAUCUGCUUCAGCUUUUCAAGCUUGAUUUUGACCGGAUUGGUAGCUUGCCAUGGCCGGGGGUUGACGCCCAAAGCGCGACACUGGCACGCCCGCUAACCUUUAAGGCACAUAGUAUCCUACAAAAUGGAGGAGUCAACACUUUUGGCGACCGACGCCAGGGGUAUACAACAACAACUGAGUAUUUUCAAUAUGUUGUUGGGCAAGACUGGGCGCAGCUUGUUCAGCAGCCAAACUCGACUGUUGGUUUAUACGAUGCGAAAAACAAAUACAUGGCGUUUCAGGUUCUAAAAGCCCUGAUACCUGACUUAGUCAAUGCCAAGUAUGACCGUUGCAAGUUCAAGUUGAUUUGCGAUGAUCUUGGUUUGGCCAACCUGAUUGUUCGAAGCAAGAAAGAUCUCACCGUCAUUGGAGUAGUGGAUCUUGAGUGGUCAUACGUUGGGCCUGCCCAGUUGUUUGGCUCGGCACCGUGGUGGCUUCUUCAAGACAGACCUGUCAACAGCGCAUGGGAUUGUGAGGAUGACAAGCCGCCCAAGAUUGCCGCCCGGUACUUUAAGUGCCUAAAGUCUUUUAUACGAAUUUUAGAGGAGGAAGAGGAAAAAAUUCCAGGACAUGAAGAGAGAGAGCUCUCUAGUCUUGUCAAGUGGUCACAAACCUCUGGAGCCAUGUGGCUGCACAUGCUCCUCUCUUCCGGCUUUAAUGAUUAUUGCAGCUUUCCUUUUACACAGCUGCGCCGACAUUUUCACACUGAGUGGCUGAAGCGCGAGGAGGAAUUUAACAACACGGAAGAGCUUGAGGCAUUUGCGGUGCGGAAGGUGAGCGAGUUGGAAGAGUAUGAUCAGGCCUUGGAGAAGAGAGAGAAAGAUAAAGCGCUUGUCGACAGUGGGAUGAUGACAAAGGAGGAAUUUGUUGCCAAUACUCUGACAUCAGAGUCAGACUCUCCCGCCUGGUCCUCAUCGUUUGUAGUCAACAAUGAGGCGAGAAAUGACAAGGGGCUGUUCCAGAAGGUAGCAGCUACCUGGCUCUGGUCAGUCUUCUUCUGGCUCGAAGAAAGGCCACAAGCCCAUGUCUCGCCACACUGCACCUUUGCAAAGCGAUCUCUACAGCAGCUUUCGACCCUCAAACGAAAGUUCCUAUCAUGCGUGCAGCGCAUCCAUCGCCGUGGGAUGUCCAUAAUCUCGAAGUUUUACGAGCUCGGCUGCACUUACAUCGACUGUGACGGGAGAUCUCUUGGGAAGGCUGGAACUCAUAUCAUGAUUGAGAAGUUUCAGGCCUGCGGCCCAUCCAUAUGCUGCCAGCAUUUCCACUCGAAUACCACCCCGAUCAAGCAGGGUGUAACGGAACAGCAUUUUUCAUGCACAAAGGGAAGCCAGUGCAGGUCAAGGUCAACAGACAUUGGCAUCGAUGCCGCAUUCUUCUACGAAUUUAAUCCCAAUUAUUACCGCCCGCGUGUUGAAAUAUCUAGCUCAAUGAGGUCAGACACCAACGGAAAUAUUUGGUUUGACUUAGGCGAACUCGAGGAGGAGCAGCAUAUGAAAGAAAAGGAGAAAUUCAGGAGGACAGACAGCCUCAACAUGACUGAUGAUGAUUAUCUGAUAUGUUGUCCCUCGGUUCCCGGCUUUAGUUUCGCGGAGAAUGAUUUCUACGAGUUUGCUGUUGAUGACAUUUGUGAUGUCAAGUGGUCACCUGGUCUUCUUGGGAACCUAACAAUUCCUGACAAGAAGAAACGCACACUAAUGGCCCUUGCAAGAACCCGCCUGGAGGUUGUCCCUUCCCUUCCAUUUGAUGAUUUUGUGGCGGGUAAAGGGCGUGGCUUGAAUGUUCUUCUCUAUGGCCCGCCGGGAGUGGGCAAGACUCUAACUGCCGAAGCCAUGUCGGAGUAUUUUGAGCAGCCUCUUCACCUGAUACCCGCUGCCCAAUUGGUCGCGAAUCCUACUAAAGUUGAGGACAAUCUCACUCGUAUCUUUCAAAUCGCUAAGCGGUUCGAUGCCCUUCUUUUGUUAGAUGAAGGCGAUGUCUUCCUCGGACGCCGGGCAUCUAUCAACGCAUGCAAGGACGCUACUGUUACAAUAUUCCUUUGCAAGCUGGAGUACUUUCAAGGAAUCUUUUUUCUCACAACGAACCGGGAAACAGAGUUCGAUGAGGCAGUCCUUAGCAGGAUUCAUCUGAAGAUCAGAUACAAAAAGCUGAGCCAGCCUCAACAAAGGGAUAUAUGGAGGCACUUUAUCUCUUGA